Messenger RNA from Argentina anserina (silverweed cinquefoil), 1001 nucleotides. Its product is annotated as cold shock domain-containing protein 3. Lineage: Eukaryota; Viridiplantae; Streptophyta; Magnoliopsida; Rosales; Rosaceae. Gene Ontology annotation, molecular function: nucleic acid binding; zinc ion binding. The transcript has a single exon. The coding region runs from base 53 to 802 and encodes 249 amino acids. The record is from RefSeq and is a predicted model, not a curated record.
AUCGCAAUCAAAGAAUUUCAUUCCUCUCUGAAUUUCUAGGGUUAGGGUUUCAAUGGCGGAAGAGAGAUCAACAGGGGUAGUGAAGUGGUUCAAUGACACCAAGGGCUUUGGCUUCAUCACCCCCGAUAACAACACCGAAGACCUCUUCGUCCAUCAAUCCUCAAUCAAAUCCGACGGCUUCCGCACCGUCGCGGAGGGCGACGCGGUGGAGUUUCUCAUCGCCGUUGGGGACGACGGCAAGACCAAGGCCAUCGAUGUCACUGGUCUGAACGGCGCUCCUCUCCCGGCGAAGGAGAGCUUCGGUCGGUCCGGCGGCCGUGGCAGCGGGAGAGAUUCUGGUGGAUUUGGCGGUGCGUGGAGCGGCGGAGAUCGCCGUAACGGCGGCGGCGGCGGGUGUUAUACUUGCGGUGAGGCUGGCCACCGAGCUAGGGAUUGUACUCGCGGCGGAGGCGGCGGCAACGGAGGAGGAGGCCGCGGUGGCGGUGAGUGCUUUAAUUGCGGAGGGAUUGGUCACAUGUCCAGGAAUUGUCCUUCUGGGACCGGCGGCGGCGGUGGCCGUGGCGGUGAGGGCUGCGUCAAGUGUGGCGAUCUCGGUCAUAUGGCAAGGGACUGUUUUGCUGGAGGAUCGUCUGGCGGCGGCGGCGUUGGAAAAGACUGUUAUACGUGUGGGGAGGUUGGCCACUUUGCUAGGGAUUGCACCAGGGGAGGCAGUGGCGGUCGCGGUGGUGGAGGUGGCCGCAGUGGCUGUUUCAACUGCGGGCAGCCGGGGCAUAUUGCCAGGGAGUGUCCAGGAGGACAGUAAGAGAGUGAGAGUGGUAGUAAAUACUCUUUAAAUUUUCGUUUAGUAUUGGAUAUCUAUCAGUGCGCAUUGUGGGAUACAUAUGGUGUUUUGGCAAGGGGUUUUGGUUUUCUGAUGAUGAGCCACUGUUUGGCAAACAAAUUUUCUGUUUUAACAGACAUGUAUGCAGUUAUUCGGCUAUAGGGUUAGGUGGUUUUGAUCC